AUGAAAAGUAUUUUGAUUAUGGGUGCUAACCGUGUUCUUGGUUUGGGUAUUGUCAACGAACUUGAAUUAUUACAUUUAGCGAAACAACAUUCAAAUGUUAUUAUUCCAGUUCAAAUUGAUGUCAAUGGUGAUAAAAGUAGUUAUAAAGCAAAAAAUGAAGCUGAAAAUAAAUUAGGCAACAGUUGCGGUCUCAAUUGUUUAUUAAGUAAUGCUGGUGAAUUAUUUGAUUUAGCUAAAGAACAUUCAGCAACAAUUGUUCCAUUUCAACUUGGCUGUAUUCAAAAAGCAGUUGAACAAGUAGAACAAAGAUUGAAUGAAAACGAUCUACAUUGUUUAAUUAUUAAUGCAGAUAUAACGACAAAAUUAAGAUUUUCAAAUAUUAUUAGAACAGAUAUGAUGGAAACAUAUCGACCAAAUGUUAUUGAAUCAUGGAAAGUUACUGAAAUAUUUUUACCGCUUCUUGAAGAAUAUGCAUUACAUUUACAACAACGUAGUAUAAAACAAUCAUCUUCUACUAUCUAUACCAACAUCAAACCAGGUGAUAGUUCUAUUGUUCAAGUAUUUGAAUGUCUCAAUGGUGAACUUGAAUAUGAACAAGAUGUACCUGGUGAAAUGAUUGAACAAUCAGAAUUUAUAACAUCUGAAUCAACAGUUGGACAGGUACGAAUAUUUAAAAAUGUACGCGUUAAAUUAUGGUUUGAGUGUCCAACUAUAUUAGAUCUUAAUUUUAUGUAUAAAAAGAAACUUCACCAAUUACAAGCUGAAUUAUGUCAACACGGUCUAUAUUAUGAAGCAAUUUUUCCAUUUUCAACUAAUCCAGAUGGUUUUGAUACUUAUUUAUCGAUGAUUAUUAUACGUCCUGUCGUUCGUACAAAUCUUUCAUUUAUUCAAUUUAUACAAGCUGAUAAAACUGAUCUUUACUCAAUGAAUUAUAUUUCAGUAUGUGCAAAAACAUUUUCAUUAACAUAUCCAAUACCAUUUUUGGAUUUUUGCCCAAAAGCUACAUCAAUGGACAUAACCAAUGAACCUUGUUUUAAAUAA
Messenger RNA from Adineta steineri, 1041 nucleotides. The record is from the annotation of a GenBank genome assembly. NCBI's taxonomy places the organism in Eukaryota, Metazoa, Rotifera, Eurotatoria, Adinetida, Adinetidae.